GCGCGCUCAGGCGCGGCCGCCGGGCCUCCGGGGCUGAGCCGGGAGCCGCGCGAGGAGGAGGCGCCGGCGGCGGAGCCCGCUCGGGAGCCGCGGCGGCGGGCAGCGCGGCGGACCCAGUACUAUGGCUGUGUAUUGCUAUGCACUCAACAGCCUGGUGAUUAUGAAUAGCGCCGAGCAGGUGAAGAGCGGAGGCCCCCGGCCCAGCAGCAGCGAGACGCCCCCGCCGCCGGGCAGGGCCGUGCUGAGCCCCGGCAGCGUUUUCAGCCCCGGGAGAGGCGCCUCUUUCUUCUUCCCACCCGCCGAGUCGUUGUCGCCCGAGGAGCCCGGGAGCCCCGGGGGCUGGCGGAGCGGCCGGCGCAGGUUGAGCGGCGGCAGCUGCAGCAGCGUGGGCAGCCCGAGUUGGCCGGGCCGCCCGCGAGGGGACGGGCAGCAGGUGGUGACCGCCGGUUCCCUCUCCCCUCCGGGGCCGGAGGAGGCCCAGAGGAAGCUGCGAAUCCUGCAGCGCGAGUUGCAGAAUGUGCAGGUGAACCAGAAAGUGGGCAUGUUCGAGGCGCACAUCCAGGCGCAGAGCUCCGCCGUCCAAGCGCCCCGCAGCCCGCGUCUGGGCAGGGCUCGCUCGCCCUCCGCCUGCCCCCUCCGCAGCAGCAGUCAGCCCCCAGGGAGGGCCCUGGCUCAGAGCGAGGAACGGAGGACAAAGUCGUGGGGGGAGCAAUGUCCAGAGACUGCAGAGGCCGGCUUCUCGGCCGGGAGAGGAAGAGCGCCGGGCCUGUGCCUCUCCGAGGGCGACGAGGGGGUGGCACAUUUCCCCCACCCUGACGCCCCGUCAGGACCAGGGGUUCAGGGUGCAGCGGUUUCUGCAAGAAUGGAGAAGGGGACCCCGGCCAGACCCCACUGUGGCUCAUCUAGAGCUAUGGAAAUUGACAAGAGAGUCUCUCCGCCUUCGGGGACGCGCAGCUGCCAAGCUCCCCCGUCGGGGCUGGUCGGCGUGAACUUAGGGAUGGCCACAGAGGAGACAGCGAGAGCCACAUCCAGUGGGCCACACCAUCCACACGACGCUGGCCUCAUUGAGCGGCCUGAGAGGGCCCGCGAGCUCGGGGGUGUGCACCCCGGGGAAUCCCUGGUGCAGAGUCAGGGGCAGUCUCUGGGCAGCCAGACAAGCCCAGCCCCAGAGAGGGGCGGGCCCGGCAGCGGAGAGCCCCCUGGGAAGGUGGGGAAAGGAGAUCCGCCCGGUGGCGCGCAGGGGCCUGGGGCGCCUAAAGCCGGAAGGCCAGAGGACAGGACUGUGAACGCGCAAAGCUUGGAGCUUUCUGAGGCCCCGAGCCGGGUCAGGCCACCCCCAGACCUGGGCUCUAUAGGCCCCGAGGUGACCCAGGGUGGGGCCCCAGUGAUCAGGGAGCCUCCACAGCACUCUAGGGGAGUGGAUGAAGGGUCUCCAACGGCGUGGGGCUUGCUUGGGGGCAACCGCUCUGCACAGCCAGAGAUCCAGGAGGUGGACGCAGGAAUUUCCUCUGGCCGAAUGCUGGAGGCUUUGCCCUCCUGGGAAGCCGUGAAAGAUCUGAAAGAACCUCCGUGCCUUCCUGGGGACAAGCUGGGGGUGCAGCCUGGGAGCUCCGGGGCUUGGCUGGGCCCCAUGGAGGCAGCCCAGCUGGCUUGGACGUGUGGCACAGGGGUGCAGUCGGAGGGUGCUUGGGGAAGCCCCCAGCAGGACAGAGCUACCCACCCCAGCCCAGAGCUGCUCUCCCCAGACGGGAAGGACAAGCCUUCCCCGAGAGAGGCCUGCAGCCCCAGCAAUAUACCCGCCGUCAUCAUCACAGACAUGGGUGCCCAGGAGGACGGGACCUUGGAGGAGGUACAGGGAAGCCCCCAGGGUAGCCUGCCCUUGAGGAAACUGUCAUCUUCAUCUGCCUCCUCCACGGGCUUCUCCUCCUCCUACGAAGACUCAGAGGAGGACAUCUCCAGUGACCCUGAGCGCUGCCUGGACCCCAACUCCGCCUUCCUGCAUACCCUGGACCAGCAGAAGCCCAGAGUGAGCAAAUCAUGGAGGAAAAUAAAAAACAUGGUUCACUGGUCUCCCUUUGUCAUGUCCUUCAAGAAGAAGUACCCCUGGAUCCAGCUGGCAGGACAUGCAGGGAGCUUCAAGGCGGCAGCCAACGGCAGGAUCCUGAAGAAGCACUGUGAGUCUGAGCAGCGCUGCCUGGACCGGCUGAUGGCCGACGUGCUGAAACCCUUUGUACCCGCCUACCACGGGGACGUGGUGAAGGACGGGGAGCGCUACAACCAGAUGGACGACCUGCUGGCCGCCUUUGACUCUCCCUGCGUGAUGGACUGCAAGAUGGGCGUUAGGACCUACCUGGAGGAGGAGCUCACCAAGGCCCGGAAGAAACCCAGCCUCCGCAAGGACAUGUACCAGAAGAUGAUUGAGGUAGACCCUGAUGCCCCGACCGAGGAGGAGAAGGCCCAGCGGGCUGUGACCAAGCCUCGGUACAUGCAGUGGAGGGAGACCAUCAGCUCCACCGCCACCCUCGGGUUCAGGAUCGAGGGCAUCAAGAAAGAAGACGGCUCCGUGAACCGAGACUUCAAGAAGACCAAAACGAGGGAGCAGGUCACCGAGGCCUUCAGAGAGUUCACUAAGGGGAACCACAACAUCCUGAUCGCCUACCGGGACCGGCUGAAAGACAUUCGUGCCACCCUAGAAGUUUCUCCCUUCUUCAAAUGCCAUGAGGUCAUCGGCAGCUCACUCCUUUUCAUCCAUGACCAGAAGGAGCAGGCCAAGGUGUGGAUGAUCGACUUCGGAAAAACCACACCCCUGCCCGAGGGCCAGACCCUGCAGCACAACGUGCCUUGGCAGGAGGGGAACCGGGAGGACGGCUACCUCUCGGGUCUGAACAACCUCAUCGACAUCCUGACAGAAAUGUGCCAGGGCGCCCCGCUUGCCUGAGGCCCCCCUGUGCCCGCCUCGCCACACCCUCCCUUCCUCCCCCUGUGCUUCCUUUUUUCUCCUUCCUUUUCUCUUCGUGUCUAGGGAAGUGCGAGCCCCAGAACUGACCCUCCUGAACUGCACUACAAGACACUUUGUAGAAACGAGAUGGAGAUUUCCAAGAGCAGAGGGGAGAUUUUCUGGUGACUUUCCUCAUGAAGGGCUUGAAGCUGGGGUCUCCACUUCUGUCUAUCCGUCGGAUCUCCGAGCAGAAGAGGAAUGCCCAGACCAGGGCUCAGCGGCCUAUAGGGCAGCUCUGUUGGGUUUAGGUCUGGAAGCAGGCUCAGGUGGCCACUGGGUGGGCUCCUAACCCAGCAGCCAGCUCCAGCCUCCGCUCGGGCUUCCUGUGGGGGCCUGCUGCCCCCUGGUGGCCCGUGCGGUCAGUGAGCUGCCCAGCUCAGCACACAGGCUGGGGGGCCGCAGUGAGGGGGUUGUAAGAACCCUGGCUUCAGCAGGUGCCUGGCUGCAGGCUUCUGGUAGUUGGGGUACCAAGCCACUGGGAACUGCAUGUUGGCCUUUAGCAGUCCAGGGGCGCCCCCAGACGGUGGUGGCCUGCUAACACAGGGCUCCCACCCAUCUGGUAUUGAAACCCUCCAGCUUUGGGCCAGACCUGGGAGUUCGGAGAUUAGCUAGAGUUGACUGGCUGUGCUCUCUGACCUAGGCCUUUGCAGGAGGGGGCAGGCAGGAGCUGUGCUCUUCCCUCUGAUGCUCACCCUCUGAAUUCAGAGGACACUCUGCACACCUGAGCUUCCAGGGAUGUCCCUCCAACCCCCCAGAGCCAUUUGUGCCUCCAGCCACCCACCUUGCAGUGCCGAGGUUGGGGGCACCGGGUGGGGUGGGCCGGGGCAUAGCCAGCCCCGGAGAAAGAAGACGGAACCUACAGAGCACAGAUCCCACACAUCCCUUCACCCCCCACCACCCCCACCUCCCUGGGCUUCUUUCAUGAGGUCAGGUCCCCAGAAGGUUUGGGGUGGGCUUCAGGGCAGCGCUAAGCAGGUUUCUGGCUUACUGGCCUCAUCUCCCCCCUAAAGUAACUCUUAGUGCCUGAAGGGCUUAGACCCACAUUUCCCAAAUGUGGUGUGGGCAGCUCCCAGGGUAGGUGGUGGGUGCCAGGGAUGGGGAGGGGGUGCUCCAGGCAUCUCUCCCUGGAGUCUCCAGGUUGCCUAAAGAUGGCUGGGGAAGCCAUUAAGCUGUGUUUUAAUUUUCAAGCAAAUUACGUCUCUGUUAUGGAGAAGAAUGUAAAAUUGGCCAGACUUUAAGAACAAAGCACUCAGCUCUCUGGCCAUGCGGAGCUGUGUACCCCAGGUGCCCUCCUUUGUCCGUGCAGGUACGGGCGGGGGCGGGGGGGGGGCGGAAUUGAGCUCUGACCAGGCAGCAGGUGCUGGGGCCAGUUUCUCUGCUGGGAGCUGUUUCAGGGACACGGUGGAGACGUGUGCACCCAGGUGUGUGCGCCUGGAGGGACCAGUUCAGAGGUUUCCUGGGCUGCCGCCCCAGGGCCUCUGGGGGACCUCCGACCUCCCUACACGACACCAGCAUUUCCCCUUUCGGGUGGGGUGAGUAACGGUGGGGGCAGAGGGUGGGACACAUGAGGAUGUUUAAGUACAGAUUUUUUUAAAAAGGAAAUCACUUUUAAACUUCCUGGCUCUUGUUCAAAAACAGUAGUGAGCUCCCGUGGGGGGUUUGCUAAAGGUCACGCCCCCGCCCAGCUGAGCGAGAGAGGCCUCGUGACAGCAUGUGACCUCUGAAGGCAGGAGCACCAAAGGCAGCUCUGGGUCUCCUUCCGGAGCUGGAGUGACUUGUGGCUCGGAAGGGGCCUGAGGGAGGGACUUAAAUUCUGACAUUGAGAUUCAAGAUUCCAGCACUGUGGGCUGGCCAGAAAUCGUCCUCUAUCUACCAAGAAAGUUUGCUAAAGCAAAUGAUUGCUCCAAACAAAAAGUGCAGGUGGCCAGCUUUAUCUACUUAAGAGAACAAAAUUUCCAAGCACUUUAAACAGGCACCGAUGGUUUGCAAACGAUGGGCUGAAGUGCAAGUGAUAUAUUUGUCAGAGGAGGUCCGUGCUGCCUCAUUGGCAGUGGGUUUCUUUGGGUCCCGUUCUGACUGUGAAAGUGGUAUGAAGCGGCAUCUUCGUAGGGUUAUUCUCUUCCUUAGGGUUGGGGUUCUGUAUUUACUCGCUAACUGUUCUCCCCCAUUCCCUGCCGCCUCCUUCUCCUAGAGGGGUAGAUGGAUCCCGAGUGGAAUUUCUCAGAACCCUUCCCUGCCCAGCCCCAGCCCCCACAGGGACGCCUUGGGUCCUGGCCGUGCAGGGGCCGGGAGGGUGAGCCAAGCCGUGUGCGCACAGGUACACGGACAGCCUUCCUGCCUGGUCCUUGCCGGGCCCCCAGGGGGUUCUCGGUGAGCAGCAUGCUUCACGUAUUCGAGGAAGGUUUCUCUUGCCUUUAGUGUCGUGUAAGAAGUUUUUAAGUUAUAUUUAUUUUUUCCAGUUUUUUUAAUUGCACAAAACACUAAGACUGGGAGGCUGGAUUCUGUUUGUCCUUUAAAGCUGUGCCUUCUUUCUGAACUUCUUUUCCCACUUGGGGGAAAGAGCCCGGACACAGCACUGCACCCCCCCCCCAGAUGGACUCUUUCCCCUGUUCGCUGUAUCUAGCUUUGAGUUUGCCUGCAUCCAGUCCACACCCUGCCCCCGUGUGUAUAUAACCCAGGCCACCAGCCUGGGAAGAGGCGGGGGAUUCACAACCCCUCCAGCCAGUGCCUUUCUUCAACUCCCCAGAGGGUUCUCUUUCCUUCUGCGCCCCUUUCUCUGCGACACCUUGGAGUAAACAACUGUUACAAACCACGCCCCCCCACAGUGCCUGUCAGACCGCGCCGCUCUGUACCUUCUGAAUAAAGGCCCGAA
This is a messenger RNA of Neomonachus schauinslandi (Hawaiian monk seal), 5870 nucleotides long. It is a transcript of the gene ITPKB, whose product is annotated as inositol-trisphosphate 3-kinase B. The record is from RefSeq and is a predicted model, not a curated record. Gene Ontology annotation, molecular function: inositol-1,4,5-trisphosphate 3-kinase activity; inositol tetrakisphosphate kinase activity. Bases 122 to 2938 code for a protein of 938 amino acids. Gene Ontology annotation, biological process: inositol phosphate biosynthetic process. Gene Ontology annotation, cellular component: cytoplasm; nucleus. The transcript is spliced from 7 exons. Lineage: Eukaryota; Metazoa; Chordata; Mammalia; Carnivora; Phocidae.